AUGGCACACAUAAGAAACACGCGUUUACGCAAUCUAUAUGAAGAGGCCGAGUUUGACCGGGAACAUGAAGAAGUGCAGGAGAUAGAAGAAACCGUAAGAAAUUUGGUUCAAGAAAUUGCAGAAAGUAUCGCUGAGAAGGAUCCCCUCUUUAGAACCACCGUACUCCAAAGUGGCAGCUUUUACGAAGACCUCAAAGUCGAAGGGCCGAACGAGUUUGAUUUUAUGUUCUGUUUGGAAGAACUGUCCAAAAUUGGUGUCUGUGAGGUAAAAGAGAUUCCUUUCCGGUCUGUUCGUGAUCCAGGCUAUGUUCAUGUACAAGUACCGCAUCCCUUUCAUGAAAAACGCUGGAAAAAAUACAUCUCAAAAAGCAAGAAAUUAAAACCUAAAGCACUGCUGGAAAAGUUUGAAAUAUUAGUCAGAGAAGCCUUGACGGAGAAAUCAAACGAUUUUCACCCAAAACUGGACCAACACAGUUUUACAAUCGAGUUGAGGAAAAUUUCCGUUACAUUGAAGCUCGUGUGGAAUGGUACAAAAUACAGACACUACGAAAUUUCGAUCGAUUUGGUGUUAUGCAUUAAAGUCGGAGGAUGGCCGAAAGAUUCUGACUUGCAAACUCGUUUCAACCGUUCUCACCCCGGAUUUGAAGUAAUGAACAAAGUUACUGAGAUGGGCUAUCAUCUCAUAGCCUCAUCUAUCGGCGAAUCUGGGGCACCUAGACCCUGUUGGCGACUCUCGUUCUCCAAAGCGUAA
Messenger RNA from Porites evermanni, 750 nucleotides. The record is from the annotation of a GenBank genome assembly. NCBI's taxonomy places the organism in Eukaryota, Metazoa, Cnidaria, Anthozoa, Scleractinia, Poritidae.